Messenger RNA from Morchella sextelata, 1407 nucleotides. RefSeq lists its product as uncharacterized. The coding region runs from base 1 to 1407 and encodes 468 amino acids. The transcript is spliced from 5 exons. The record is from RefSeq and is a predicted model, not a curated record. Gene Ontology annotation, biological process: anaphase-promoting complex-dependent catabolic process; positive regulation of anaphase-promoting complex-dependent catabolic process; positive regulation of ubiquitin protein ligase activity. Gene Ontology annotation, cellular component: anaphase-promoting complex. NCBI's taxonomy places the organism in Eukaryota, Fungi, Ascomycota, Pezizomycetes, Pezizales, Morchellaceae. Gene Ontology annotation, molecular function: protein binding; ubiquitin ligase activator activity; anaphase-promoting complex binding.
AUGCGAGGGUCGGAAUUCGAGAAUCGGGUUCGACACGCAGCAAAGCCUAAAUCUCCUACUGAAUCGCCAGCUCCAAGGCUCUCUAAUGGCCCUGAUGCUGAUGCGCUGAGGGCAGCCCUGAGUGACGCCGUCGCAUCCCCGGUCCCGGCUCCAUCACCAAGUAGGAAGAGGCAGCGGAUAGUUUACGGUGAUAGGUUUAUACCGAAUCGCGAAGGGGUGGAUUUGCAAGCUAGCUACAGCUUGCUACAUGCCGAUGGUUCGCCUUCAACCCCUUCGAAACCAAAGAAAAGAACACCACAUGGCGAACUCCAUUUUCAAAAGACCGAAGAGGCCAACCGGACUUUUUCAACGCUCCUCCGCUCUGAGCUUUUCCACAAUGAGAUUCCCCAGGGUUCACCAUCAUCACUAACAACUCGUAACUCUGCUCGCGAUUCUGCCCGCGCACCAACACCUCCUGCGACCAACAGCUCGACCAACACCCCCGCCACGCCUUCAAAGAAUCUUUUUACUUAUAUGUCACCAAAGACGCGGACUCCUCAAACCCGACAUGGACCCAACGUUGAUACCAGAUCUGAAAUAUACUCCUUAUCACCUGUUAGGUUCGACAGUCAGCGAAUGCUUCUAUCGCCCAGAAAACAACCAAGGGCUGGAUCACAUGUUGCAAUAGGGACAAAUAAAGGGUAUGUCCAGAUAUGGGAUGCGAAGGAGUGCCGCCGGUUACGAGUAAUGACAGGACACACAGCACGAGUUGGUGCUCUUGCCUGGAAUGAUCAUAUCUUGACAUCCGGCUCACGUGAUCGAACAAUAUAUCAUCGCGAUGUCCGUGCGCCUGAUCAACAUAUCGCAAAACUUGUAGGCCACAAGCAGGAAGUUUGUGGGUUAAAAUGGAAUUGUGAAGAUGGGCAACUAGCAUCAGGAGGAAACGACAACAAACUUUUCGUUUGGGACAAACUUAGUGAGCAACCGCUAUACAAGUUUACAGAGCAUACAGCAGCAGUAAAAGCGAUUGCAUGGUCACCCCAUCAGCACGGCACAUUGGCAUCAGGUGGGGGUACAGCGGACCGAAGAAUAAAAUUCUGGAACACGUUAACGGGACAGCCUAUAAGUGAAAUCGAUACUGGAAGCCAAGUUUGCAACCUUGCGUGGAGCAAAAACUCAAAUGAGAUUGUCAGCACGCAUGGAUACUCCGAAAAUCAAAUUGUUGUCUGGAAAUAUCCUAGCAUGACACAAGUUGUCAGCCUCACGGGGCAUACCUACAGAGUGUUAUACCUAGCGAUGUCACCCGAUGGACAAGUCAUUGUUACCGGUGCCGGCGACGAGACAUUGCGAUUCUGGAACUGCUUUGCAAAAAACAAGAAUGAGGGCCGUAUGAGUAUAGCGUUGGAUCCAUUCCAGCAAAUACGAUAA